UUUAAAUAAUUCGAACGUUGAAAGUCUUCGUGCGCGACCAAUCGAAAUGAGUUAUUAUUGCGGUGGUGUUAUUUUUAAAACGCGUUGCGCGAUUCGUUUCGUAACUAGUUUAUUGUAUUGUCCUGAUGAUUCAUCCUGUUGUCCUGUUUUAGGUUUCCUGCGGUUUGUACGCCUGCUACGAUCAUAUCCUUUUCGUGGUCCAUAUCGUCCUUGACGUUUCCAUGUGUUGGUGGUGGUGGUAGUGGGGGAAGGAGGAAUCACCACCGAUGUGUGUGUUAUUGUUGAUGUAGUCAUCAUCAUCUCUGCUGCUGCUGCUUCAUAUUGAUCUGAGACGUCGAGCGGGAAGCAUCAAUUAUUAUGGCGAAGCAGAGUCAGGUGAAGGCGCGCAGGAAGCUGAUCAAUCCCGUCUUCCACUUGCAGACGAAGCAGGAGGAUGACGGUCAGCUGACGACGGGGAUGAUCAAAGUCGUGCGGAAGACUGGACAGCUGAACCUCUCCGGUCGCGGCUUAGCCUCAGUUCCAAAGGGAAUGUUCAAGAUGUACGAGACGGGCGGUUCGGAGUCGGUCAAGCAUUUCGACAUGUCGAAGGGAACCGACGAUCCCUGGUGGACUUUUCAACCCUUGACCUACAUGGACAUCAGCUCCAACGUGCUCGUCGACAUUCCGCCGGAAAUCAAGAUGUUCGAAGAUCUGACGGUCCUCAACCUGCAAGACAAUUGUUUGUCGAAGUUGCCGUCGGAGAUCGGGGCGUUAACAAAGCUAACAAGACUAAACCUGAGCCAUAACAAGAUCGAGUCGCUGCCGAUGGACUUUUACAGGUUGACCGAGCUGCAGCAGCUGAACCUCUCGCAUAACUCGCUGAGCGUCGUCGACGUCGGCUUCGUCGAUCUGGUGAUGCUGCAGACGCUGGACCUCGCCCACAACCAAUUAACACAAUUACCAAGUGGUAUCGGCUAUCUAGUGCGAUUAACCGACCUUAAUCUCGCCCAUAAUCAACUGACCGAACUGCCCACGGACAUAUCUAACAUCCGAGCGCUGCUCAAGCUGGACGUGACCCACAACAAUCUGCGGAGGCUGCCCAAUCUGGGGGAACUGCGGAAGCUGCAGGUCCUCUACGCCCAACACAACGACAUCGAGGAGCUUCCGGGAUUCGAGGGUUGCGAGAAUCUGCAAGAACUCUACUUUGGCAAUAACUUUAUCAAGGACGUCGAGGCGGACUUCUGCGAGUCCAUGUCGCUGCUGAAGAUACUGGAUCUGAGGGACAACAAGAUAGAGUUUCUUCCGGAUCAAAUCGCUAUGCUUCAACACAUCAUACGCAUGGAUCUCACGAACAACGAACUCGCAAGUCUGCCGAAUUCGUUGGGUUUGCUGUCGCAUCUGCAGAAUCUGCAGAUCGAAGGGAACAAGUUCAAGCAGAUCCGACAGGAUCUGAUAAAAGGUGGCACGCUGAGGUUGCUCAAACAUCUGCGCGAUAAAAUGAUCGCAGACGAGAAGAAGUUGAACGUGAACGGAACAAACGCGAUCAAUCAGGAAGUCAGAGUGUUUCCCGAUAAGUACAUGAUGAAGAAUUCGCGGGCCUUGAAUCUGACGCAAAAGGAGUUGACGCAAGUGCCCGAGAACGUGUUCGAGGAUGCGGCCGCAGCCGAAGUGCACAUAGUCGAUAUAUCCAAGAACAAAUUGACGGAUGUUCCCAACGGUUUGAGUUGUCUUUCGGCUGAAAUAUCUGAGCUUAACAUGAGCAUAAACAGGAUCAAGGAGCUGCCCGAGUUCGUCGGAUCCUUUUCGAGGCUUCAGUACUUGGAUCUCGGAAAAAACAACUUUUCCGAUCUGCCAGCAACCUUGGGUCAGCUGAGAUACCUGCGCGAACUCGUCCUCUCCUACAACUUUUUCACCGCGAUUCCGAGCUGCGUUUACGAGCUGGAGAACUUGGAAAUCCUGCUCGUCUCCGACAACCAGAUAGCCAAGAUCGAUGCCGUCGGUCUGAAGAGGUUGAAACGUUUGGCCACCUUGGAUUUCAGCAACAAUAACAUUGAUAGCGUCCCGUUUGAAUUGGGCAACGUGAAGCAGCUGAGGUGUUUGGAGCUGAAGGGGAACAGCUUCAAGUUGCCGCGUUACGCGAUUCUGGAGCAGGGCACCGAAUCCGUGCUGUCCUAUCUGCGAGAUCGCAUCCCCACGUGAAUCCAUCGCAUCCAAAGAUAUCUACUAUACCUCAGCCGUAUUACAAUUUCGUUUUUUUUUAGUUUAGUUUAGUUCGUCUUGGCUUUGCAGUGAAUUUGUUGGAAAAGGAAUUGGUUUUUUUUUUUUUGAGAAACUAUUGUUGGUGCUGGCGCGUGAAUUGCUGUGGGGAUGGUGAGAAGAUGAUUAUGUUGUAGGAGUAGGAUGACCCAGGUGAUA
Nicrophorus vespilloides is the source of this 2394-nucleotide messenger RNA. RefSeq names its product leucine-rich repeat-containing protein 40 (gene f-cup). The transcript is spliced from 11 exons. The coding region runs from base 358 to 2178 and encodes 606 amino acids. NCBI's taxonomy places the organism in Eukaryota, Metazoa, Arthropoda, Insecta, Coleoptera, Silphidae. The record is from RefSeq and is a predicted model, not a curated record. Gene Ontology annotation, molecular function: protein binding.